AUGUUUUUCGCAAGAACUAUAUACCCGCUAUUGAGUCUUUUGACUGCCUCAUUUGCCAGCCUGGAUUGCAAGGUAUCACCUGCUGAUUCAGCAUGGCCUUCAUCAGACGAUUGGGCUGCACUUAACCAUUCCAUCGGGGGAGUUCUGCUAGAAACUGCUCCUGUUGCGUCGUCUUGCUAUCCUGGUAAUCCAUUCAAUUCUCCUGAAAAUUGUACGGACAUACAGGCUCAAUGGCCCUAUUCAGCAUAUCAUGCUGCCUGGCCCGAGAGCAUCGACUUCCCAAUUUAUACAAACAAUUCUUGCAUACCAAAGGGUGCAACUGGUUGGAGCAAGAGCAGAGGCUGCAGUAUCGGGGGCUUGCCACGGUACAUUGUGAAUGCAACCAGAUUGGAGCAUAUCUCUGAGGCAAUGAAAUGGGCCUCUCAACGGAAUAUUCGAAUUGUGGUGAAAGGAACAGGACAUGAUCUCAACGGCCGGUCAACUGGAGCAUUCGCGCUCUCUAUUUGGACACACAACUUCAAACAUAUCGAACGGCGACGUGCCUGGUCAUUACCAGGUCGCAAUGAAACCGAUGAUGUUGUCAUUUGUGGUAGCGGCAACAACUGGGGCUCUGUUUACACCGCAGUUCAUCGUCAAAACAGAACUGUCGUGGGUGGUGAAGAUGGUACAGUUGGCCUCGGAGGAUUGAUCCAGAAUGGUGGCCAUGGAUUUUUGUCGAGCCAUUAUGGUCUUGCAUCGGACCAAGUUUACCAGGUCACGGUAGUUACUACCGAUGGUAGGGUUCUUGUUGCGAACAGUGCCCAAAAUGACGAUCUCUUUUGGGCUAUUCGUGGAGGCGGCGGUGGCCAAUACGGAGUGGUGACAGAGUUUGUCCUGAAGACAUAUCCUGUACCGGAAAAUGUUGUCAUGGGUGGGUUUUCUUUCUAUGCCGCCAACUCUUCAACCAACGGGGGAACUGCGUCUUGGAAUGCUCUUUCGGAAGUUGUUUCUUCAAUUCCGGAUCUUAUGGACGGUGGUCUGAAUGGAAACGUCACCGCAUACACCAAGACAAGUGCAAUGGCUCUAGGCCUUACUGAAGCACCACCUGGUGUUGCAGCAAUUGUUGGUUUCGUGGGUCUCAAUAUGACCACUGGCCACAUGGAUGCCAUCGUCGACAAGUUAGCAGCCCGGGUCGCAUCUAUUGGCCACGGCAGCUACCUGAACAUUUCUCAACAACAGGCAUCUACUCAGAACUACUGGUCUUUCGUGAAGCCAAAUCCGCUAUCCAGCAACUCUGCUGGCGCUGUCAGCCUGAUGACCAGUCGCCUACUAGGCCGACGGGAGUUGUCGGACAUACCCCAAGAUGAUUUGAAAGUAUAUCUCCAGCAAGCCUUGAUUUCCGAGAACCCAGACUCUGGAACGAUGUUAUUGUUUGGAUUGCAAGGAGGCCGCGGGCCUGCUAAGGUCCCUAAAUAUAUGCGUGGAAGUGUUCUCCCAGCUUGGCGCACCGCAUAUACUCACACUUUCACAUUGGGAGCAUCGAUAAACGCAACAGGUGAUCCAAGCGAGUCCCUGAAAGCCGGCGCCGAUUGGUACGAGGUUGCCAAGGAGCCUGUCUGGAGAAAUUGGGCUCCUAAUACUGGUUCCUACAUGAACGAGGGCAACCCGUUCAGUAGUACCUGGAAGGACGAUUUCUACGGCAAGAACUACGAGAAACUUCUUGCCAUUAAACGAAAGUAUGAUCCUAGCGAGAGUUUGUUCGUUUGGAGUGGUGUCGGCAGCGACCUGUGGAAUUACGAUUUGAAAUCGGGCUUGCUAUGCCGAGUGAAAAGAUAA
Penicillium arizonense is the source of this 1815-nucleotide messenger RNA. RefSeq names its product FAD-binding oxidoreductase. Gene Ontology annotation, molecular function: FAD binding; oxidoreductase activity. The record is from RefSeq and is a predicted model, not a curated record. Bases 1 to 1815 code for a protein of 604 amino acids. The transcript is spliced from 2 exons. Lineage: Eukaryota; Fungi; Ascomycota; Eurotiomycetes; Eurotiales; Aspergillaceae.